Colletotrichum gloeosporioides is the source of this 1182-nucleotide messenger RNA. RefSeq lists its product as uncharacterized. The record is from RefSeq and is a predicted model, not a curated record. Gene Ontology annotation, molecular function: protein kinase activity. Gene Ontology annotation, biological process: protein phosphorylation. NCBI's taxonomy places the organism in Eukaryota, Fungi, Ascomycota, Sordariomycetes, Glomerellales, Glomerellaceae. The transcript has 3 exons. Bases 1 to 1182 code for a protein of 393 amino acids.
AUGGCGGCGCCCCGUGAGACUGCGGAAGAUGUUCGCUCUGGAUUAUGCGCGUGGAUGAAUACAACAGUAUUCAAGCCGGUGUCGCUCAACCCGUUGACCGGAGGUCAAUCAAACUUCACCUACCACGCGCACUUGGAGCAACGAGUAAUGGCUCAAGAUGAUUCCGGCAGAGACAUCAGCGAAGUCGUUGUCAAACAUGGAGAACCAUACAUGGCUAGGCAUCCGAGUAAUGCGAUAACCACCGACCGUUGUUUCGUCGAGGCAGCUUGCCUGAAGCAUCUGCAUGCGCUCAAGCCCCUUCACCAGACAUCUCAGAGCUCUCGCUACCGCGUGAGCACUCCCGAAUGUUAUCUAUACGACGACAAAACCAAAACACAGAUUCAAGAGUAUCUGCCAGGGACUCUGGAUCUGAAAAGCAUUGUACUGAAGAGCUGCGAGGAACCUCUUGGCGUGGUACAGGAGCAACACUAUCGUCACAUCGGUAGGGCGUUGGCAGAGUACAUAAGUCAAUUUCACCAGAACACGAGCCCGGUAGCUCGGGCCCACGCAGAGGAGGGAACCAGUCCUCACCUGUCGACUCUUCACGAGGCAAUCAGCCGCAGCAGUGAAAUGCAGGAUCUGAAGCUCAUGGUCAACUAUGACUGGCUGCUGGAACGUAUUGAGCAGUUUCCAGACAUCUUGAAAGACGCAAAAGAUGUUUUCGUGCGUCUAAGAGAGCAGGGUAUCGACGAGCUGAAAAACGGGUCCGCGGCGUCGACGGUCAUCCAUGGAGACUUUUGCCCACAGAACAUACUGAUUCGUAACGAGUCACCUUGGGAUGGAAAGGAGACCGGCCUGUUUGUUGUGGACUGGGAAAAUGCCCAAAUCGGUGUGCCCGCCAUGGAUCACGGCGAAAUGAUCGGAGAACUCUACUCAACCUGGCUUUACGAUGGCUCCGAUGCAGGCAUCCACGUUAUUGAAGGGUAUGCUGCAGGUUUGGGAUCUCUACCGGUAGACGUUGCCCUUCGCAUUGCUGCUCUGGUGGGCGUGCAUCUCCUCAGUUUUGGCACACUUGCACAAGACAAGUCCGAGUUACAGAUCGACCGCGUCGUACGGGAGGGAAGAGACAUCAUCGUCAACUCUUGCAAAAAGGACCAGGCGUGGUUCAAAGACCAUGUUCUCGGGUGUCUAUUCACGCGCUAA